GUGGCCUGGAAGAAAUUUAAAGCCUCACGAGGAGAGAAACAGAUCAGGCUGGUUGAAAAGAAAUAUUAAAACUUGAAGAGAAGCACAGAUUUGAAAAUGUCAACACCCCGGCUUGAUCCAUGCCCAAUAAUCCAGAUUGAGCGUUUGCAGAACGUUCACCUGCGGCGCACCUAUGAAGCCCAGAAGAAGCACAUUUCUGAUAAGAACGCACAGGAGGGAGGAGCAGGGAAGAAACUUCUGUACCACGGGACGACCCGGGAAAACUGUGACUCCAUAGUGAAAACUGGAUUCAACAGGAGCUUUGCUGGGCAAAAUGCAACUGUAUACGGUCACGGGACCUACUUUGCUGUAGAUGCCAACUACUCGGCUCAACCCACCUACUCCAAGCCAGCUGCUGAUGGUUCUCAGUUAAUGUUCGUCGCACGAGUCCUCACAGGCGUCUACACUCAGGGCCAAGCUACCAUGAAGGUGCCUCCACCUCGAAACCCCCAGCAGUCUCAUGACCGCUAUGACAGUGUGGUAGACAGAAUAAAUAACCCCAGCAUGUAUGUUGUGUUUCAUGACAACCAAGCGUACCCUGAUUACCUCAUCACAUUCAAGUGAGAGUAAAGGAAAAGUUUUUUCCACUGUUUAUAAAUGAAAGUGUCUGAAAAAUCAAUUAGGACUAAUAUAAAAGUUGCAUAUGGAAUUGUCACUGUCACCGACCUAGCUGAACAGUAGCUGCUUCUAAUGAAAUUAAAAGUUACAUAUAUGUACAUAAACACUGGAAACAUAUUACACAAUUAUGCAGGUUUUAAUCUUUUAUUUGGUUGAUCUUCUUUCAUCUUCACCUUGCCAAGUGUAAAGUGCU
Oreochromis aureus is the source of this 850-nucleotide messenger RNA. Its product is annotated as protein mono-ADP-ribosyltransferase PARP15. The transcript has 3 exons. Gene Ontology annotation, cellular component: cytoplasm; nucleus. The record is from RefSeq and is a predicted model, not a curated record. Lineage: Eukaryota; Metazoa; Chordata; Actinopteri; Cichliformes; Cichlidae. Bases 97 to 603 code for a protein of 168 amino acids. Gene Ontology annotation, biological process: negative regulation of gene expression. Gene Ontology annotation, molecular function: NAD+ poly-ADP-ribosyltransferase activity; transcription corepressor activity.